Messenger RNA from Racocetra persica, 1719 nucleotides. The record is from the annotation of a GenBank genome assembly. NCBI's taxonomy places the organism in Eukaryota, Fungi, Glomeromycota, Glomeromycetes, Diversisporales, Gigasporaceae.
ACGUACCGAAUGAAAUUGUUGUGACUCGUUAUCAUUCUUUAGCUGCUAAACCUUCAACAGUCCCUGAUGAAUUGGAAAUUACAAGUUGGAGUGAAACAAAUGUUAUAAUGGGUGUAAGACAUCGUGAAUUCACAAUUGAAGGUGUUCAAUUUCAUCCUGAAAGUAUUCUUAGUGACCAUGGCAAAACAAUGCUUGGCAAUUUCUUGAAGCUUCAAAAUGGAAAGUGGGAUGACAAUCCUGAAUUUGGUGUGAAAGCACCAUUAUCCAAAACUUUUGUACAAACAAAAUCUAUUCCUUCAAUUUUGGAGAAAAUAUGCAAUCAACGACUAGAAGAUAUCAAAAUAGCUAAAAAACAACCGGGUUCUUCACCUCAUGAUUACAUGAAAUUAUUAUCUCUCCAUGUCGCACCUCCAUUAAUUGAUUUUGUCUCUAGAAUUAAACAAACAUUGCCUAAAUAUCCUGCCGUAUUUGCCGAGGUUAAACGUGCAUCACCCAGUAAAGGAAAUAUUGAUCUAUCAGUUAAUGCAGCAGAACAAGCUUUAACAUAUGCAAGAGCUGGCGCUUCCGUGAUUUCAGUAUUAACAGAAACUAAAUGGUUUAAGGGUACUUUGAAUGAUAUGCGACAGGUUCGUGAUAUAUUGGCGACUAUUCCAAAUCGUCCAGCCAUUUUACGUAAAGAUUUCAUCGUGGAUACUUAUCAGAUUAUGGAAGCACGACUUUUUGGUGCUGAUACCGUGUUGUUGAUAGUAGCUUUAUUGUCAGACGAACAACUUACAAAAUUAUAUAAAUUUUCUAAACAUCUUGGUAUGGAACCUUUAGUAGAAGUUAAUAAUAAAGAAGAAAUGGAAAGAGCUGUGAAAUUGGGGGCAAAAGUAAUUGGAGUCAACAACAGAAAUCUUCACACUUUUGAUGUGGACAUGAAUACGACCACCAUGUUAGCAGAAAUGGUACCUGAAGGAGUUAUUUUGGCCGCAUUAAGUGGAAUAACUAAGCGGGAAGAUGUGGUUGCGUAUGUUAAACAGGGUGUUAAAGCAUUAUUGAUCGGAGAAGCAUUGAUGAAGGCAAAGAAUAAAAGAGCAUUUAUUCAUGAACUUUUAGCAUUAGAAGAAUCACCAAAACCAACUGUUAAAGUUAAGGCGCCUCCAAGUCCAUUGGUUAAGAUAUGUGGUGUGUCAACACUUGAAGCGGCAAUGUGUGCAGCUGACGCAGGGGCAGAUUUUAUUGGUCUCAUAUUUGCGAAUUCUAAAAGGCAAGUUCAGAUUGAUCAAGCUUUAGAAAUAGUAGCGGUAAUUCGCGAGCUUCAAUCAGAAAAAGGACAAGAGAAAGUUGAGAUAAUUGAACAACCUCAAGAGGAUAUUAUCAAAUUAUCAGGGAAAAAGAAUUGGUUUAAAUUGCAGGCAUCGAGAGUAAUUAAUAAUACACGUAAACCAUUAUUAGUAGGAGUAUUUCAAAAUCAAUCAUUAGAAUAUAUUACAACUGUUGUAGAUUAUUUAAAAUUGGAUUUAGUUCAAUUACAUGGUGAUGAAUCGUUAGAUCUGGCAAAAUUUAUACCAGUGCCAGUUAUUAAAGCGUUUCAUAUCGACGAUGAAUUCACAAAUCCUACACUUGUAACUCAACCUGGUUAUAAUGCUUUAUGUUUAUUAGAUACGAAAAUUCCAUUGGUUUCUAACGGCAUAGAAGAAAAUAAGGUAGAAAAAAAUAAUGGAGAAGCAGAGGAAA